AUGGCAACUUUACCAGGGACAGUUCCCAGAAUGAUGCGCCCCGCGCCGGGACAGAACUACCCCCGCACGGGCUUCCCUUUGGAAGUGUCGACUCCUCUGGGCCAGGGCCGAGUGAACCAGCUCGGGGGGGUGUUCAUUAAUGGGCGACCUUUGCCAAACCAUAUCCGCCACAAGAUAGUGGAGAUGGCCCACCACGGCAUCCGCCCCUGUGUGAUCUCCCGGCAGCUGCGAGUCUCCCAUGGCUGCGUCUCCAAAAUCCUUUGCCGGUAUCAGGAGACCGGCUCCAUCCGCCCCGGAGCCAUCGGAGGGAGCAAACCCAGGCAGGUUGCCACUCCCGACGUGGAAAAGAAAAUCGAGGAAUACAAGAGAGAGAAUCCGGGGAUGUUUAGCUGGGAAAUCCGAGAUAGACUCCUGAAAGAUGGGCACUGUGACAGGAGCACUGUUCCCUCAGUGAGUUCGAUUAGCCGGGUGCUAAGAAUCAAGUUCGGGAAGAAAGAGGAAGAGGAGGAGUGUGACAAGAAGGAGGAAGACGGGGAGAAAAAGGCGAAGCACAGCAUAGACGGCAUUUUGGGCGACAAAGGUAACAGGCUGGAUGAAGGCUCAGAUGUUGAGUCUGAACCGGACCUACCCUUGAAACGCAAGCAGCGCCGUAGCCGGACCACCUUCACGGCCGAGCAGCUGGAGGAGCUGGAGAAGGCCUUUGAGAGAACCCACUACCCAGAUAUCUACACACGAGAGGAGCUAGCCCAGAGGACCAAACUCACAGAGGCCCGAGUACAGGUGUGGUUCAGUAACCGAAGAGCCAGGUGGCGCAAGCAAGCAGGAGCCAAUCAGCUGGCAGCUUUUAAUCACCUGUUGCCAGGGGGCUUUCCGCCAACUGGAAUGCCGACUCUACCACCCUACCAGCUGCCAGAUUCCACCUACCCCACCACCACUAUUUCCCAAGAUGGGAGCAGCACCGUGCACAGACCCCAGCCCCUGCCACCAUCCACCAUGCACCAGGGAGGGCUGGCAGCCGCUGCCGCCGCUGAUACCAGUUCUGCCUACGGGGCCCGACACAGCUUCUCCAGCUACUCGGACAGUUUCAUGAACCCUGCAGCUCCUGCCAAUCACAUGAACCCUGUCAGCAACGGCCUCUCUCCACAGAAGCAGGGUGCCCAAACCAAGAGGCAGUUCUCCAGGUGGAACCACAUGAUAGCCUUGAACAAUCAGGUGAUGAGCAUCCUAAGCAACCCGAGCGGCGUUCCGCCACAGCCCCAGGCUGAUUUCUCCAUCUCUCCCCUCCACGGUGGUUUGGACACCACCAACUCCAUCUCCGCCAGCUGCAGUCAGCGGAGCGACUCCAUCAAGUCUGUUGACAGCCUCCCCACCUCGCAGUCCUACUGCCCUCCCACCUACAGCACCACCGGUUAUAGCGUGGACCCCGUGGCCAGCUACCAGUAUGGACAGUAUGGACAAACUGCUGUCGACUAUUUGGCCAAGAACGUGAGCCUGUCUACACAGCGCAGGAUGAAGCUGGGAGAACAUUCAGCUGUGCUGGGCCUCCUACCGGUAGAGACAGGCCAGGCUUACUGA
Messenger RNA from Emys orbicularis (European pond turtle), 1575 nucleotides. It is a transcript of the gene PAX7, whose product is annotated as paired box 7. The record is from RefSeq and is a predicted model, not a curated record. Gene Ontology annotation, biological process: regulation of transcription by RNA polymerase II; anatomical structure development. Gene Ontology annotation, molecular function: DNA-binding transcription factor activity, RNA polymerase II-specific; RNA polymerase II cis-regulatory region sequence-specific DNA binding. The transcript is spliced from 10 exons. Bases 1 to 1575 code for a protein of 524 amino acids. NCBI's taxonomy places the organism in Eukaryota, Metazoa, Chordata, Testudines, Emydidae.